GGUAGUAAUCUUAUUAGAACCAACUAACAUUUGAUUAUAGAAGGAGCACAGAUAGAAUCGUAGGGGGUAUCUUGAAACUGACGUCACCAAUAAUUAUGACUCUUGGUACAUACACAGAAACGUCAAAAAUUGUAACCUUAAGUACUGCAUUCAGGGAUCAAGUUCUGAUCCAAUAGCCGGAACACUCUAGGGCUGCUAGUGGCACUGAACAUUGAAUAUAGCACCUAGACCUGCUAACUAGCAGCUAUCAAUUACCCCGCCAAUCAACACUCUAGGUUACAUCUUUUACUUUCCUUCACUUUAUUCAACAUUUUCAUAAACCUUUCGCAUAGCAACACUGCUCUAAAAUAUCAAGAAAUAUUCAUAGGUAUCCUUCAAUGUGUAGCCAUGUCUGAUAAUCUGGAUUCGUCCGACCCCGAAGAUCUCUUCGCAUCGCCCUCUAGAAAGCCUACCCCUAGAGUAUUGCCAGAUCGCCCCAAGACACCUUCGAAUCCUCCCCCUCCGUCUACUAGUCGCUACGAUGAUUCCGAAGAAGGACGCGAGGCGAACCUGCGCCGUGAACUUGAAGGCGUCCGGAACAUCAACGAAUUAAUCGAGGGCGUGGUCGGGACCCUGGAACGGGCCAAGGGCAACAUGAAUACCGUAUCGAACACGGUUCAGACAGCAUCCACCCUCCUCAACACCUGGACGCGUAUCCUCUCGCAAACCGAGCACAACCAGCGCCUCCUGCUCAACCCGACUUGGAAGGGCGCGAGCCAGGACCUAGCCGAGGUCGAAGCCGAAGCGCAACAGAAAGCCCGCGAGGCCGAGCGCCGCGCCGCCGAGGAGGAACGCCGACGCGCUGAAGCGAGGCGCCGUGCCGAAGAAGACCAGCGCCAGCGCGAGGUCUCCGCGUCUUCGAGUGGGCGUACUGCUAGCGGCACGAGGGGCACGGCGCGCGGGAGAGGGAGACCCGCGGGUACGAGGGGUAGGGCUACAUCGACGGGAAGAAGCGUGUCCGCGUCUGCAUCCGCGGCUUCGACGAGUCGGCCUGGGUCUGCUGCGGAUACGAGCACGGCUAGUGGCAGAGGCGCAUCGGGGAUUGGUAGGGGCUUUUUGAGAGGAAAGUCGCGAGGGCCGCGAGGAUAUUAGGAACCAAAAACGGAAAGAAAGAAGGGCAUAAGAUGAGAUACAUUGCGAUAUCUCGUUGUACCGGAUUUUGAUGGAUUAUCUAUGUACUCACUCCUUAGUGACGAUACAUACCUACGAGGUACCUACUGAGUAGGGAGAUACAUAUGUAGGUUUUCCACGUACGAAUGACGAAGGCACGAUGUUUAUGAUACACACUCCUUG
This is a messenger RNA of Hypoxylon fragiforme, 1332 nucleotides long. RefSeq lists its product as uncharacterized. The transcript is spliced from 2 exons. Gene Ontology annotation, biological process: mitotic cell cycle. The record is from RefSeq and is a predicted model, not a curated record. The coding region runs from base 388 to 1131 and encodes 247 amino acids. Lineage: Eukaryota; Fungi; Ascomycota; Sordariomycetes; Xylariales; Hypoxylaceae. Gene Ontology annotation, cellular component: mitotic spindle; DASH complex.